AAAAUUAGCAUUUCCCUUAAGUUAAUAGUCUGAAAAGUGAAUUGAACAUCAACCGUGCAGUAUACUGUUUUUGAGGAAGGUGAGCACACUGACAGAAAGCAAGAACCACGUCGUACUGCACAGAAGCAGUAGUCACAAGUCACAACAGUGUCUGUUGGUACUGUAGAAUCAUUGUUUCUUUCUUCAAUUUUCAAAACACAAAAUAGGAAGAAUCACUUCAACUCAAAUAAAAGAAAAAAUAGCUUAAAACACAACCAUAUCAUAUAUCCACUUUAACUACUACUACUACUACUACUACACCAUGAAAAGCCAUCAACCAAAACAACAGCUUAAAACUCAACUAUUCUCAUGUGGCUUUUUUCGACAGUGUGGCCAAACAGUCCUUAGUCCAACCGCCACCGCUCCCACUCCACCACCACUCACUCUCCCCUCAACUACAACAACAUGUGAAUCUUCCACUUCUUCCUCUUCAAAUUCCGCUACCACUUCUCAAAGCUUCACUCAGUGGCGUUUCUCUAUUCCCACCCCCACUUCCACUCCAAACACCCCUCCACCUACACACACUCAUACUCAUACUCCACCAUCACCACCACCACCUCCUCUUCCUUUUCUUUCCACUAUUACAAAUCUCCAAGAACUCUUCCACGUGUCAGACCUACAAUUAACCACUGAUCUCAACGCUGCACUUCAUCUUCUAGAACGUUCUCUUGUUCCCAAUCCACCACAAGAUCAACCACCGUGUCCUCCUAAUCUCAUGCGCGCGCUCAUCCGUAAUUUACGCGAAUCCAAACCAGCUACCAAGAUUCUCUUCGCGCUUUGUCUCUCAGAAACUAACCGUCGUGUUGCGGUGGAAGCCGGCGCCGUUGGCGCCGUCGUGGAGUCUGCUCCGGAGCUAGAUUGUUCUCCUGCUGAGAGAGCUCUCGCUGCAUUGGAGCUUAUGUGUACGGUACCGGAAGGUGCGGAGGAGGUUAGAGCUCACGCGCUGGCGGUUCCGGUGAUGGUUACUGUGAUGGGAAAAACGGGAGCGCGUGGGAAAGAGUAUGCUAUUGGAGUGCUGGCUGUGAUUUAUGGUGGUGAUGCGGCGGAUCAGCAGACGGCACCGCCUGAAGAGGUGGCGCGUGCGGUGGAGUUGGCUCUUCAAGGAGAGUGUAGUGCUAGAGGGAAAAGAAAAGGGGCCCAGCUUUUGAAGACGCUGCAAAAUCUGUCUAACCCUCACUCUCAUGAGACAAGUUGAAUUGGAGAGUGAAUGCCACUCGCGUUCAGAAAUUAAAUUUAAUUAAAUUAAUAAUGUAUGUAUGUAUGUAUGUAUCCAUGAAGUGUCAAUUUAUUUUUCUUUCACCACUGGUUCCAGCUCUUCCGAUCACAGUUGCGGAGAUCGAACCGUGGUCCUUCGUUCAGCGUCAAUCACUCAUGAACUAACUAACGAUUGGUCAUGAAGAGUCAAUUUGUUACCACCCCUUUUGUUCAGUUCUGUGUCAUUAUCGCUUGCUGCAUCAAUGCAUCAUCAUGCUUGUAAUA
Molecule: messenger RNA, 1518 nt
Organism: Trifolium pratense (red clover)
Lineage: Eukaryota; Viridiplantae; Streptophyta; Magnoliopsida; Fabales; Fabaceae
Exons: 1
Coding region: 302-1234 (310 amino acids)
Source: RefSeq, a predicted model, not a curated record